Sorghum bicolor (sorghum) is the source of this 3893-nucleotide messenger RNA. Its product is annotated as putative pentatricopeptide repeat-containing protein At1g13630. The record is from RefSeq and is a predicted model, not a curated record. Gene Ontology annotation, molecular function: protein binding. The transcript has 7 exons. NCBI's taxonomy places the organism in Eukaryota, Viridiplantae, Streptophyta, Magnoliopsida, Poales, Poaceae. Bases 154 to 2580 code for a protein of 808 amino acids.
UCCCCACGACCACACACACAAGCAAAAACCCCGACCGCAGCGCCGCCGCUAAGCCGCCUCCACAUGCUCGCCGCCACCGCCGACAAGCGCACGGAGGGCGUUCCACAAGGCUGCCGUCGCUCUCCCCCGCCAUGAGACCCUGCCUCACUUCGGAUGCCCUUUCGACCACGCAUCCCCCUCCGCCUCCUCCUGCCUCACCUCCAGCACCGCACUAGUCCCCGCCCACCCAGACCUCCACGUAGACCGCUCUCCUACUCUCCCGCGGCGGCGUUGUCGGCGGCUGGAACAGAGUCCGAGGAGGAGGCGGUUGUGGGUAGGGACGCGCCGCUAGCCCCUCCCCGCGCAGGCGGGGCGGGAGGUGGACAGCCUGGGGGUGGCUGGGCACGGCAGGGGACGCUCGAUGAGGACAGGGCGGAGCUCGAGCGGAAGACCUCUAUCGCCGCACGGUUCAGGCACUGCCAUGAGCUUCUGUGGCAGACUAGGUGGCGGGAGAUGCGCGACGGGUUGGCCCAGAUGGUGGACGAACAAGGUUCUGAUUCUGCUCCGACUCUAUGUGAUAUUCUGUGGAGUGGAUUCAAGGAGUGGGAUUCAAACAGCAUUGUGUGGGACGCUCUAGCAAAUAGUUAUGCUAGAGCUCAGAUGAAUCAUGAUGCUCUUUAUGUUCUUAGUAAAAUGAGCAGCCUAAACAUGCAAAUCUCAAUAACCACCUAUGACAGUUUGUUGUACAGUCUAAGAAAGGCAGAUGUGGCACUGGAGAUUUUUAAAGAGAUGGAGUCAUGUGGUAUUCCCCCCAGUGAUUAUUCCCAUAGCAUUCUCAUAGAUGGCCUCUGCAAGCAAGAUAAAAUUGGAGAAGCUUUAUCUUUCCUUCAAGAGAUUAGGAAAGAGGGGAAAUUCAUACCAUUGGGAAUGACCUUUAACACUCUCAUGUCUGCAUUGUGUAAUUGGGGGUUCAUUCAGGAUGCAAAAUCAGUUUUCUGCCUGAUGUUGAAGUAUGGAUUAAAUCCGAGCAGGCACACAUAUUCAACCAUUAUACAUGGUCUAUGUAAAAUAGGUUCUGUAAGUGAAGCAUUCAAUAUCUUUCAGAGUGUGACAGAAGAAGGAAUGGAACUUGAUAUUGUCACUUGCAACAGCCUUAUUAAUGGCUUUCGCUUGCAUGGUCAUACAAGAGAAAUUCCAAAAAUGAUUGAGAUGAUGAGGGGCCUAGGUGUCGAACCCGAUAUUGUUACUUAUACUAUACUUAUUGCUGGCCACUGUGAAGGUGGUGAUGUUGAAGAAGGGAUGAAGAUAAGAAAGGACAUCUUAGGCCAAGGUAUGGAGCUGAAUAUUGUCACAUAUAGCGUCCUUAUCAAUGCUCUCUUCAAGAAGGGCCUGUUUUAUGAGGUCGAAAACCUACUUGGUGAGAUAUGCAGUGUUGGUCUGGAAUUGGAUGUUAUUGCAUAUUCCAUCCUAAUCCAUGGGUACUCCAAGCUAGGAGAAAUUGGAAGAGCACUUCAAGUCUGGAAUCUAAUGUGCUCUUCUCAGAGGGUAACUCCAACUUCAGUAAACCAUGUAUCUAUUCUUCUAGGCCUUUGCAAGAAAGGAUUCCUUGAUGAAGCAAGGUCAUAUUUGGAAACUAUAGCUAGCAAAUAUCAGCCAUCCGAUGUAGUCCUCUACAAUGUAGUUAUUGAUGGUUAUGCAAAAGUGGGUGAUAUUGGUAAUGCUGUUCAGCUGUAUGAUGCGAUUAUUAUGGCUGGUAUGUGCCCAACCAUUGUAACAUGCAAUUCUCUUCUAUAUGGUUACUGCAAAUUUGGGGAUCUGCAUAUGGCAGAGAGCUAUUUUACGGCUAUUCAGUUAAGUGAUCUGCUGCCAACAACAGUUACAUACACCACCUUGAUGGAUGCACUCUCUGAAGCUGGGAAAGUUCAUUCCAUGCUAAGUCUUUUUAAAGAAAUGACUGGAAAAGGUAUCAAACCAAAUGCAGUAACUUACAGUGUAGUUAUUAAAGGACUUUGUAAGCAGUUCAUGUUCCAUGAUGCCAAGAAUGUUCUUGAUGAUAUGUGUAUAGAAGGUUUUGAUGCAGAUCCAAUACCUUACAACACGCUUAUACAAGGUUUUUGUGAAACGCAGGACGCCAAAAAUGCUUUCGGUGUGUAUGAACUAAUGGUAUUUCGUGGAGUGAUGCCCACACCUGUUACUUAUAACUUGCUUGUUAACGUGUUGUGCUCAAAGGGACUAGUUAUUCAUGCUGAAAUGCAACUGGAGUCCUUCAGAAAACAGGGUGCCAAGCUGAGAAAAUUUGCAUACAUAACACUUAUCAAAGCUCAAUGUGCAAAAGGGAUGCCUUACAAGGCCAUUAUGUGGUUUGGCAAGCUUCUAGAUGCAGGGUUUGAGGCAUCUAUUGAAGACUUCAGUGCAGCAAUCAACCGACUAUGCAAAAGACAGUUCACCAAAGAAGCUUUGAUGCUCGUACCAAUCAUGCUAUCUGUUGGUGUUUAUCCAGAUGUUGAACUAUACCGUGUAUUGGGUACAGCUGUACAGAAGAAAAAUGAGUUAUUCUAUUUACCCAUAUUGCAAGCCCUUGCUAUUAAAACUGGUAUUUAGUACUUUGAGCAUCUUGCGGUGUUCAGUUGCAAUAUCUGCCAUGUUUAGAUGGGCAUUUAGGGCUGUUGCCCACUGUCAAUCGCUGGGUCAGCAUGACUGUGCCAAAGCACAAGAAAGGGGCUGGAUUAUAUCAGAAUUUAUGUUAGAAGGAUUGGAUUCUCGACGUGGCCCAUGUAGCCGUGUGGAUCUUGGAUAGGAGGGAAAGGCCUUUCGUCGCAGCACCCAGCACAUAAGCCCGAGCAGAGGCUGUGGCACUGUGCAUCGCUGUGAAGCGGACUGCUCCUCCAUCCUCUCCAAGAUCCUGCACCAUUAGGGGUUUGGGUGACCCCUGAGGAUGGUGGUUACCUUGAAGAUCCCGGUGCCAUUGCUUCUUUGCUACUUGGCCUCUCCACCGCCAGCAACCGUCCCAGCUCUCGCAAGUGUUUGCUUCAAGCAUGGACUGGGGAACAAAUCUAGCUGCCUGUUCUUGACCCCUUCCGGUCCAAGGAGGAGCAGGCAGGAACUCCGGCAUACAGUGGUCCUUGGCGGCACCUUCGAGCGUCUCCAUGGCGGCCACCGCUGCCUUCUCAGAGUUUACUUGGAUGCAGAGCAAAGCAGGAGAGAUGAUCUAGAAUCUCUCGGUUAUGUCUUAUGUACUUUCUUAGGGGCAGCCUACCAUGGCAGGAGCUGAAAGCAGGACCAAGAAGCAGAAAUAUGACAAAAUCAGAGAGAAAUAGAUGCUUACUCCUGUCUAGGUGGCUCAUAAAUUAGCUCUCGACAUUCAUCAAUUCUUUAUUAUGGGUUUGGUACUCUGCAAAUCGUAUCCAUCAGAGUUUAUCUCCUACUUUCACUACUGUCGUUCAUCGUGGUUUGAAGACAGGCCUGAUUAUUCUUACCUGAAGAGACUAUCUAUGAUCUCUUUAUAGGGGAAGGAUACCAGUUUGACUGUGUGUUUGCUGGACCAUUUUGAAGUAUCCUCAGGCUGCAACCCCCGGACAAUCUGAUAAAAAUUAGCAGUUGCUAGAAUUCUAGCAUCGAUUUGUGUUUUUGUACGAACACCUGUGUGUCAUGUGUGUCAGAUUAGUUGUUUUAGUUCCCUUUUUUCUCUAUAAAUUGUAAUAGGUAGCAACUCAUCUCGUUAUAGUGUUGUACACAACCAUUUAAUCAGCUGGUGAUUGCUUCCAAUUUUGUCUUAUCUUCCUUAUGUGCCCAAUGCUCUUGCUGAGGACCAAACCUUCUAGUGACAAACCGCGGAAGGUGCUAUUUUCAUGUUCAUUGACAGUAGGUUUACAUACAAGUGUCUAGUGAGUACAUUUGAUGAUGUGUUUGUUUAA